Papaver somniferum (opium poppy) is the source of this 798-nucleotide messenger RNA. RefSeq names its product glucan endo-1,3-beta-glucosidase 1-like. The coding region runs from base 60 to 599 and encodes 179 amino acids. The transcript is spliced from 3 exons. The record is from RefSeq and is a predicted model, not a curated record. Lineage: Eukaryota; Viridiplantae; Streptophyta; Magnoliopsida; Ranunculales; Papaveraceae.
UUCUGAAAUCUCAAGGAACUUAUCAUUUCUUUUCUUUGAUUCUGAAUCUCAAGGAAAUAAUGGAAAACUAUAACAAAAUUUUCUGCUGUAUUAUCUUCUUAUGCUUUGUGAGUCUUGGAUCUUCUACUAAUGUUGAAGAUCCUAACUAUGGUGGUGCAGAACAGACUAAGAAUACCACUGCACCACUCAAGUUUCCACCGCCUCCUUCUGGUACUUCAACAUCCAAUAAUACUACAGCUGAAGACUUGCCGACGACUUAUUGCGUCGCCAAGUCCUUCGGAGCCAACAUGGAUUCUAUGGCAGCUGCUCUCAGUUGGACCUGCGGUAUUGUAGACUGUUCCCUUUUGCAGCCGGGAAGCGUUUGCUUUGAACAGGAUAACGUAGCCGCACAUGCGUCCUAUGCAUUUAACCUAUACUAUCAAAAGAAGAAUAGGAUUACGGGGUCCUGUGAUUUCAAUGGAACAGCCAUGAUCACAACUACAAACCCGAGUCAUGGAACAUGCGAGUUUCCAAAUCAUAAUCGUGGGAUUACUGGAUCGGCAUCCAGGCUCAAGUUUGGUGGUAUUCUAGCAGUUGUGCUCCUUGUUUGGGGGUACUAGGAAUAUAGGGUUGACUUGACCAAGACUGAUGAUAUAAAUCAAUCUUCCCUGUUAUCUGUAAGAGCGUAUCGAACAAUAUAAUUAUGUAAUAAAUAACUUCUGAAGUUGCUUCUUGAUUCCUAGUCUGGUUUUCGAUCAUUGCAACAAUUGGUUCUAGGUUUCUGCUGCUGAACAUGGAAAGAAAUUUGGGGUUUUCAAU